Molecule: messenger RNA, 1659 nt
Organism: Coregonus clupeaformis (lake whitefish)
Lineage: Eukaryota; Metazoa; Chordata; Actinopteri; Salmoniformes; Salmonidae
Product: group XIIB secretory phospholipase A2-like protein
Exons: 4
Coding region: 232-1254 (340 amino acids)
Biological process (GO): lipid catabolic process; arachidonate secretion; phospholipid metabolic process
Cellular component (GO): extracellular region
Molecular function (GO): calcium ion binding; A2-type glycerophospholipase activity
Source: RefSeq, a predicted model, not a curated record
AGUACUCUGAGUCUAUUGAUCCUCAGUGCCUCUGGUUCUCUCACCUUGUCAACAACUGGCACCCUGGUCCUCUCCUGUCCUGCUGUCCCAGAUCUACAGUAGAGCGUGGACGUCUUUCUCUGCCUGCCGACACCCUCCUGGCCUGGAACCAAAUGUGGACGUCUUCCUCUUAGACCUGCCUGUCUAGACCCACCUGUGCUGUGACUUUCUCUCUGUGUCUGUCUCGCCACCAUGCUGCCUCGCACCUCAGCCUUCCUCAUGCUCUCCCUCUGCCUCUCCUGGGGGAUGUCUGCUUCUCUGGUCAGGAACAUCACUCCUGAAGAGGAAGUCGUCCCAGCGGCAGAAACCAUGUUCAGUGCCGUUGUAGCUGACGAGUUUGUAGCUGAGGAACCAGUUGCGGACUCCCCUGUUGCUGAUGCUCCGGUGGCAGCAGACGCCCCUGUAGACGCCCCUGUCAUGGCAGAUGAAGCCCCAGACAUGGAGGCCAUCAUGGCGAACAUGCCAGUUUUGGAAGACCCUGCAUACAUGGAUCUGGAGAGCCUUGUUAAAGAGGCCCUGAUAACAGAAGCCAUGAUUAAAGAGUUGUCUGCCCAGGUGGAGGAGGAAGACCUCGCUAAAGAGACCGAGAUUCAAGACGCCAUCUUGAAAGAUUUGGCUGACCAGGAGGCCCUUGAGAAAGCAACGGAGCCCAUUGAAGAGGCUGCAGAAGCAGAAGCUCCAGCGAUCCCUGUGGUGCCUGUCGUCGAAGCCCAGGAAGAGGACUCUGACUGGGGCUUGGUUUCAAUCAGAGAGAGCCUCCAGGCAGCCAAUGGAUACUUUGACUCGCUGGUGGAACUGAUGGGGGGACGCAACGGAGUGUGUCAGUACAAAUGCAAAUACGGUAAGACGCCUGUGCAUCGCCAUGGUUACGUGACCCCAGAGCCCAAUGGUUGCAGCUCCGACCUCCUAGGAUUCCAGGUACCUGAUAGUUUUGACAUGGGCAUCCCAGCCAUGACUCAGUGCUGUAACCUGCUGGACAGAUGUUAUGACACCUGUGGCUCCAACAAAAACCGCUGUGAUUCCAAGUACCGCUUGUGCCUCCACGAUAUUUGCUCUGACCUGAAGAAGAGCCUGGGGCUUGUGUCAAAGGUCAAAGCCUGUGAGUCUGUAGCAGAUGCUCUGUACAACACAGUGUGGACGCUGGGCUGCAGAUCCUUCAUGAACAGCCAGAGGGAGGCAUGUUACUGUGAGGGAGAGGAGAGGGACGAGCUGUAGAGGACCAGGCUGGGACACAAUACAACACUACCCAACACUAGACCAACCUGGGACACAGCACUACCCAACACUAGACCAACCUGGGACACAGCACUACCCAACACUAGACCAACCUGGGACACAGCACUACCCAACACUAGACCAACCUGGGACACAGCACUACCCAACACUAGAACAACCUGGGACACAGCACUACCCAACACUAGCCCAACCUGGGACACAGCACUACCCAACACUAGACCAACCUGGGACACAGCACUACCCAACACUAGACCAACCUGGGACACAGCACUACCCAACACUAGCCCAACCUGGGACACAGCACUACCCAACACUAGACCAACCUGGGACACAGCACUACCCAACACUAGACCAACCUGGGACACAGCACUACCCAACACUAGA